AUGCCAGCCCUUCGUCCUGAGCCGCAAUUCAAGAACAGACCCUAUUUGAAGAUGAGAAUCCCCAGCUUUCGACACAAGGACAAGCAAGAUUCUGUCACCGAGAAGCCCGUAGAUGCGACAUCACCCACGGUCGCUAGCGUCGACGACGCCGCCGCUGCCGCGGACGACGGUCACAAUUCCAUCUCGCUCAAGAUUCACAAUCGCACAUCCACCGAAUUCCUCACACUCUCGGUCUUCGGAGCGCUUCACACAGGCAAUGGUGUAACACAACGGGUCGCAUCUUCCAGCCUGCCCACCUCUCCUGUGCUCGGUGGUAGCGAGGGAGGCUUUGGCGCGACAUCUGCGGCCGGUGUGGGAGCCGGUGUGUUCAGUGUGAGAAACACACCUGUUCGCGUUCCAGCAGGUCAAAGGGUCGAUGUGCCGGCAGUUCGAAUCCAAGCAUUCACGGCGGCUGCAACGGGUGGCUACACUGUCUCGUUGACGCUCAAUCCGAGAUCGAGUCUUGCUGGUGUAGGUGGAUACAGUGCUACCUUGUCUGCUCCUGCACCAGCACUCGUUCAGACCGAGGCCGCUCAAGCGGCAAGACGAUUGUGGAAGCCUCUGCCUCUCACACCUACACCCAUUCCCGUAUCGAAGAAAUCACCAAAGCUCGGCAUACAGUCAUCCACCACACCAUCCGCUCCGACUGUCAUCGCUCUCGAGUCUACCGACAUCGCCACCAACACCCUCCACAUCCUUCUCCUGCCCCAACGAGACCUCAACACCUGGAUGACCUCCCUCCCCUCCACCGACCCGAUCUCCUCCUUCUGCAUCCCCGGCACCCACGAAUCAUGCGCUCUGUACGGCUGGCCCAUCUCCGCAUGUCAAGAGACCACCUCGUCGAUCUCUGUUCAGCUCUCCCGCGGUAUCCGUUUCCUCGACGUUCGACUCGCGCUCAAAGGAACACCGGGGAAUCAGCUGCUGUACGCCUACCACGGCGUGACGGAUCAAAAGAUCGAAUUCUCCGCCAUUCUCUCGCAAGUGUACUCCUUCCUGACAACGAAUCCGGGCGAGACGGUCUUGAUGUCUGUCAAACAGGAGAACAACAUGGCCGGAUUCCUCGACACCGUGUUCGGGUACAUCAACAAGAAUCCGAAUCAGUGGUGGCUGGGAACCGGUAUGCCGAAGUUGGCCGAUGUCAGGGGGAAGAUCUUGCUCAUCUCGAGAUUCGGUAGCUCGGACUCUCAACCGGGUGGAAUCCACCCUCCCAUCUGGCCGGAUUCUUCACCCACCCCUUUCCAGUACAACCUCCCCGAUAACACCUCGGUCUACACGCAGGAUUGGUACAACAUCUCCUCGCUCUCGGCGAUACCCCAGAAGAUGUCGCUCGUGACUUCGCUGCUAACCCAGUGCGGAAACGAUCCAAAUGUUUUGGGGUUGAACUUUACGAAUGGUUCCAGCUUCCCUUUUGCGUUGCCUCCGUGGGUGGCGAAGGGUACGGGUGAUCAGAGCAAAGCAGCCAACGGCGGUGGUUGGUUGCAGAAUGUAGGGGUGAAUGCGCUGUUGGUGGAUCUGGUGGCGACGAGAUUGAAAGGAGGAGAGGCGGGGGUGAGGAGGGCAGGAUUGAUGAAUGUGAUAGCGAUGGACUUCUUUGAUCAGAACAACUUGGGAGCGGAUUUGACUAGCUUGAUGGUUCAGGCCAACUUUCAGUAG
This is a messenger RNA of Pseudozyma hubeiensis SY62, 1692 nucleotides long. RefSeq lists its product as hypothetical. The coding region runs from base 1 to 1692 and encodes 563 amino acids. Gene Ontology annotation, molecular function: phosphoric diester hydrolase activity. Lineage: Eukaryota; Fungi; Basidiomycota; Ustilaginomycetes; Ustilaginales; Ustilaginaceae. The transcript has 2 exons. The record is from RefSeq and is a predicted model, not a curated record. Gene Ontology annotation, biological process: lipid metabolic process.